Molecule: messenger RNA, 1807 nt
Organism: Daphnia pulex (common water flea)
Lineage: Eukaryota; Metazoa; Arthropoda; Branchiopoda; Diplostraca; Daphniidae
Gene: hd
Product: protein downstream neighbor of son homolog
Exons: 6
Coding region: 1-1608 (535 amino acids)
Biological process (GO): nuclear DNA replication
Cellular component (GO): nucleus
Source: RefSeq, a predicted model, not a curated record
AUGUCAGGGUCUGUUUGGAAAAAGCCUGACGAAGUUAUGAGGCAGAUGAGGGAUAAGAAAAAAGCCCUCCAAGCACGAUUCAGUCAUGCAUCCACCACGACAGCAACAAAUAAUUUAGAUAAUGACGAAGCCUUGGCCCCCACAUCGUCCUCGUCAGCAACUGCCUCUGUAAAGAGAAAGAAUCCUUUCAGACGCUCCCCAGCCAAGAGGCCAAAACUUCUUACAGUCACUCAAGAUGACCAGAGAAAUGCAAGUGCCAAUGUAGAUUUCAUGAGCAUGUUAAAUGCCCCCAAUGUAAAAGCUGAUACCAAUAAAGAGUUGGCUGUGGAACUACCGCAAGCUCUGUCAAUAUUCACUGCAGUAACACCUGUUUGCCAGAAAGUUGAUCAGUGUCCUGUUGAUUGGUCCUUAAAGACCAGGGUACGCUUCACCUCCAAAUCACCUUUUGCCUUCAGCUCUACUCUCAAAACGUCCGAGGAGGCUUCUGGAAUCACAGGUUUCGUGAGAUGCGUCAGCUCUCUCAAAUCCGACGAGUGGAGCACGUUGGACACGUCAACAAAUGCGCAAUUUCAUCAAUGCUGCUUGUUGUGGCAAUAUCCUUGGCUGCCUUGGUUAUCUUUAUUCCCUCGGGACACACGAGCCCCUAUCACUUCCACCAGCUCUGUCCAAAUCGGCAUGGACUCGAGCGUGUCAAAUUGCCUGAUCAACGACUGGUGUGAAAGCUUUCGCUCUCUUUUCGGACUAUUGCGCGCGAGGCAAUGCCCAUUCUUCUAUGUCUGUACUCAUCAAUUCACCGUUCUCUUUCGAGCUGCUGGAAUAGGAGGAGUUGCAGAAAUCCAUGCUCUAUUAACCCCUACCACGCGUGGGAUGCGAGAAGUUUUGCGACGAGAAGAUAUCUCAUACUCGAUGCCGUUGAAGAAAAGUGGUCAAGAUCAAACGAACCCUGUGAAUAAUGAUGAAGAUGAUGAAACCAAAGAAGCUGACAAAGUUGGCGAUCUUGAUGACGAAGAUUGUGACGAAGAUGAUGCUGACUGGAUCAACGAUAUCGGCCUGCAUUCAAAUCUCAGAUCAAAAUUGGAGGCUGAAAGGUUGCAGGAUGGAGGGCAAGGAACAAGCCAAGGCACCUAUGCGGACUCGCUCCUUUUGAUCGAAGGUGUUGAGACGCAGGGACUGUUCAACUGGCUUCUAAACAGCAAACUGUGUCUGUCCAGCACUGGCCCAUUGACUGGAAUUCCUCCAACUCUAUUCAGUCCCGUCGCUUUCCAUCAGGCCACACUCCGACCCCUCAAGGCCCGACAAGGUUUUCUGAAGCAAGACGGAGAAAAUCUCUACUCCAUCGAAGUUCAGGGUCCGAUCCUACCCCACUCGAUGGUAUCGCUAAUGAAACUGCUGCAAAGCAGCGAUUUCACGGCUGUCUGGACUACGCUAUCCAGCACCAAGCCCUUCGCAUCAUUCCAAAGUUCGACCGCCGCCACUUCUGCAUUCGGUAAGGAAAGUUUGAGUGAUUGUGGUCUUGACCGGACGAGCCUCGAUCUGUUUUGCUCAUCACAACUCCCGCCAUCCGCUAGCGAGAUCCGCUUUCAAGAUGGAUGUUUUUACUUUAACUAAGAGAUAGAUCUCUUCUCAUUUUUAAAACGUCGAAUAAGUGUGUUUUUAAAUCAUGCUCACUCUACAGUCCAGUUGAAUAACAAGUCUGUCAAGAAAUCAAAUCUUGCCAAAUCAUGUUAUCUUACGACUGAUCUCAUAAUGGUACCAUAUAAAAUGUGAACUUAUUGCCGAAUGCAAUGAAUAGAUAGUAAAACAAUGA